Messenger RNA from Scutellospora calospora, 229 nucleotides. The record is from the annotation of a GenBank genome assembly. Lineage: Eukaryota; Fungi; Glomeromycota; Glomeromycetes; Diversisporales; Gigasporaceae.
CACAGAUACUAAAGAUAGGAUAGAGACAAUACUUAUAAAAUGUAAAGGCAAUUCACUACAUGAAUAUAAUGAUAGUAAUGACCCAUUUCACUCAUUUAUCAAUUUUGAUUUAUCUAGAGAAAGAUUUGAUAAAAUUGAACCCAAGCUUAUACCUAAAGAGAUACAGAAUUUACUUUGUCAUAUCUUUAAAGAAAAGGCUGGAGUUCUAAUUGGGGUAACUAGAGACAAA